GUGAAAAAAGUAAUGGAAUUAUAUGAACAGUUACAACAAAGAAUAGGAGUUGUUAUUGUUGGUUUGAGUGGUUCUGGAAAAUCAACAUUAUGGAAAUUAUUAAAACAUGCACUAAAUAAAAUGGGGAAAAAUGUUAAACAUUAUCUAAUGAACCCCAAGGCAAUUUCUCGGAUUCAGUUAUUAGGUUUUAUUGAUGUUGAUACAAGAGAAUGGCAUGAUGGUGUUCUUACAACUAGUGCAAGAGAAGUUGUGCGAGAAUCUCAAGAUGUUCAUUCUUGGAUUAUAUGUGAUGGUGAUAUAGAUCCAGAAUGGAUAGAAUCAUUGAAUUCAGUACUUGAUGAUAACCAUUUAUUAACAUUGCCAUCAGGUGAAAGAAUACAAUUUGGUCAAAAUGUUAAUUUUCUGUUUGAAACAGAUGAUUUAAAUAAUGCCUCACCUGCUACUAUUUCAAGAAUGGGAAUUAUCUUCUUAAGUGAACAAGAUACAGAUAUUCAAGCAUUAGUCACAUCAUGGAUACAACAACAACCAAAUGAAUAUCAAACAUUUCUUGAAAACAUGAUUAAUCAAUAUUUUUUUAAAUCUUUGGAUUGGAUUAUUAAACAGAAUGAUUUCAUCAUAGAAACUUCUGUUAUUGGACUUGCAAUGAAUGGCUUGUCACAUCUUGCAAAUAUUUUGUCAAAACCUAAAUUUGCUCUCUCUCUUAUAAGAGGUUUGGGAAGUAAUUUAAGCAAAGAAAAUCAUGAAAUUUUUGCAAAACAAAUAUUUUCAUGGAUGGAAAUUUCAAUACCUAAUCCUAAUAAAGUUUUGAAUACAUAUUAUAAUGAAAGAGAUGAUCAUUUGGAUUAUUAUAUUUCAGAGUUGAAUAAUGAUAUAACAAUUGAAAAGUUUUGUAAUGGCAAUCCUCCAGUUAUUGUUACAACUGAUGUCCAACAGAUAGCAGGAAUAAUAUUGCCAUGGUUGCAGCCUAAAAUAUUUCAAUCUGUUUUGUUAAUAGGGCCAGAAGGAAGUGGCAAAAGCAUGAUUCUUCAACAUUGUUUUCAACAGCUUCAUUCUGUACAGAUAGCAACAGUUCACUGUACAGCUCAAACUACCCCAUAUCACCUUUUACAAAAAAUAUUACCAUUAUGUUUAAUUGUUAAUUCUCAUUCUGGUCGCACUCUUCGUCCUAAAGAAAGUGAAAAACUUAUUCUUCAUUUAAAAGAUAUUAAUUUACCAAAGCCAGAUAAGUGGGGAACGUGUCAACUGAUUUCAUGGUUACAACAGGUUUUAACUUAUCAAGGAUUUUAUGAUGAUCAUCUUGAAUGGAUUACUUUAGAUGGAAUUCAAAUAAUAAGUAGUUUUAGUUCUGGAACAUCACUUGGAAAGCAUUCUCUAUCCUCUCGAUUUACUUCAUUAGUCAGAAUUUGUGCUGUCAGUUAUCCAGAUGAUGAACAGCUGAAGCUUAUUUAUACUUCAUAUCUUAAACCUAUAUUACUUUAUAAUUUUAAAGAUAAUUCAGUGUGGACCUCUUUUAAUAAUAUCCAGCAAUUAGCAGGAUCUAUGGUGGAUAUAUUGAAACAGGUUAAAUCAAGAUUUCACUCAGAUGAAAAUAAUCAUUAUCAAUUUACUCCAAAAUGUUUAACUGAAUUAGUAAUUUCAUUACUUCGAUAUGAUUUUAAUAUGUUUAAAUCAAAUAAUUCCUCUGAAGAAUUACUACAUAUUUGGGCAUAUGAAGUAAGCAGAAUAUUUCGUGACUGCUUAAUAGAUAAUGAAUCUCGUGAAAAAUUUGAUAAUAUUCUUAGUAAUUUAAUUCGUGCUGAUUGGGGAAUAAAUGUAAUGGAUCAGAUAAAUGAUUGGUAUUAUGUAACUUAUGAUAAUUCAAUUCCAUCCAGUUCUUUUGGAAAAAUCUUGAAAAAAAUGAGUGUGGAAAAUUGGCAAGCACUUGUGCAGAAGAGUGUCCAUUUAUUUAUUACAACAUCAUAUUAUUUAAAAAUAAAUUUUAAUAAUGUACAGGCUCAAGGAAUAUUAAUGCAAAGUUCUGCUAUAGAAAAUCAACAAACUGUUCUAUUAAUUGAAGACUAUCAGUUAUUAAAAUCAGAAUUUCUUGAAAUGAUUAAUAGUUUAUUGGCAUCAGGUGAAAUACCUGGUCUAUAUAAUUCAGAAGAAUUUGAAUCACUAAUGAAUCCAUUGCGUAAUCAAGCAUCAGAAGAAGGAUGGCGUGGAUCUCUUUUGGAUUAUUUUUCUUUUAAAGUUAAAAAAAAUCUUCAUAUUGUUUUAGUAAUGGAUUUUACCAGUUCUGAUUUUCAUUUACAUUGUGAAGGAAAUCCUUCUUUGUAUAAAUGUUGCAGUGUUCAGUGGAUGGAUGAAUGGUGUGAAGAAUCUAUGAAAAAGAAUCACUAUUUUCCAGUUCUACACGGAUUCCUUGUUGUGCCAGUUCUUGAAGGUCAUCGUUAA
Messenger RNA from Centruroides sculpturatus (bark scorpion), 2433 nucleotides. Its product is annotated as cytoplasmic dynein 2 heavy chain 1-like. NCBI's taxonomy places the organism in Eukaryota, Metazoa, Arthropoda, Arachnida, Scorpiones, Buthidae. The annotation marks the transcript as partial. The record is from RefSeq and is a predicted model, not a curated record. Gene Ontology annotation, cellular component: dynein complex. The transcript has 16 exons. Gene Ontology annotation, biological process: microtubule-based movement. Gene Ontology annotation, molecular function: ATP binding; ATP hydrolysis activity; dynein intermediate chain binding.